AUGGCAGGGCCUUCAUCGUCGAAAUUCACACGUUUGGCAAACGCAUUCAGAUUGCUGUCCCUCCGGAGCGACAUCGACGACCUCAUUCUGGAGUUGCUGGGCCAGUUCUCACUUGAGAAGAUAUAUGCCGAUGGCGACAAGGAAACAUAUCAGAGCCUGGUGAUAAAUCUGCUUGCGCAGUUGAAUGCCAUUUUCAACAUCCAGAGAUUGACGCUUCCUGCGGAUAGUCUGCAGUUUGGAUGGUAUUUGGGAUUUCUUGCCAGCUGGGAAGUGACUUUGCGAACAAUCGAAUUCGUACUUCAAGCUGUGGUUGAUGGAAGGGAACAGUUGUGGGAGUCGCGUUUGCUGAGGGAGAAAUAUUUGGCGGAACUACUUGUCAAUGCACUUCGCUUUCUCAUUCUUCAUCCCAAAAUCCCUUCAUCUCAGCGUGCAAAAGAUCGAAGAGACCGUUUUGCUCGACUACACAGGUCUCUUGAAAGGAUCUUCGACAGCUAUCCCGGUCCAGAAUCGUUUCUUCUGCUGGUCUGCAAAGAAAUCACCGAUUCUCUGCGAUCGGAGCCGAAUGGACUGGGCCUGCCCCAAAAGCUGAAGACCGAAUUGCCAAAUCUUGCAACAGAGCUGUACCCAAUUCGCGAUUGUCUUUCAUCUGAGUAUGUCACCUCCAUUGCUCCAGCGGAUGGCUUUCCAGGAGAUUGGCUAUCCCAGUUUCUUGCACUCCGAGAUGUUUCUCAAUUUGUCGUGGGAGCUUCACUUCAAUACUCCGUAAAUCAGGAAACACGCGAUGUCCGCCUUCAAUCCUGCUCAGCUAGGACGAGAAAUGCUGUCUUGAGAACCCUUGAGAAUAUUCGGUUGCCUCAUCACCUCUCUCAGUUGGACAUGAUUGCAACAUUCAGCGAGACCUUUAGAGUGGUCCUCCCAGAGACGUUGAAUCUGAGACGGAACUCCCUUGAUGGACAAGAAGACGAGAGCGAUAUCGAUGCUAUAGAUGCACUGUGUGCCCGAUUAAACGAUCGCCAGGUAUUGCACAGAGUGAGCGACAGGGAGUUAAUGCACAACGUAUCUCAAAUCACCAGAAAUAUCGAGCUGUUAGACGACCCAAGCGGCCAUUUCAAAGGCCCUCGACCGAGAUUGUUUGCUUUGAACUGUGGCAGUUGCCAUAUUGUUGGCGAGACGCAGCUGAGAAACGCUGAGGAUUGCGGAUUUCCGCUCGAUUUCCGAGAAUCUGCUGAGAUUACCCUUCCAUCAAAAGCAAAAUGCAUUAUGUGCAGAGAAGCUAUCACCAUGAUGCGAGAGGUCGCGGUAGCUAAAAAUGUUUGGGAAUUGUUGAAGCCCCUCGAACCCAACGUCGAUACCAUCAAUGUGGAACGUCAUCUCUCAGCUCAAUUUCAGCUGGGACCACCAAAAGUCGAAACUGGAAUGCCAUUCCACGCUGGCUACGGAAAUAUCCUCAGCACGGGACGACACCGCUCGCAAGACACCGAUAUCUCGCCCAGCCGGGUCAUGUUUCAAGGGUCGAUAUCUCCAGAUCGUUCGCGUACAAUCCCUCAAGCACUGCUUAUGUCCCCUAGAUCUCCAGGAUUCAGUCACAUGGAUACCCCACGUUCUGACGUUCCGCCCUCUGAGGAGAUGACCUCUAGUGACAAGGGUUAUUUCGACAACACUGGAACCUUUGGUAGUACUGGAACGAGCGAUUCUCUCGUAAAACCGACUACCUCCUCAGGCGAGACAUCAUUGCCGUCAGGCGAUUCUGCAUUUGUUCGUGGCUCUGGUCAAUCUCGUCUGCAGUCCAUGUCGACUGUAUCAUUUGUUCCGGAACCAUUGUCCAGGAGCCAAACCGCACCAACAGUGGCUGCACCUGAGAAGGGGAAAUCGAGAUGGCGAUCCAAACUUACAGGUUCAAGACGCGAGACACCUUCGAGGGCAGAUUCGAGUUCAGUAUCAUCCGGCACACUAGAGUCGCCCAAAACGGAGGAAAUUCAACUCAAGAGCUUGAUGAGCUCUGCAAAAUCGUCAAGCAAAGGGAAAGGCAGUAAGAAUGUCAAUGCAGGACUGUCUCAAAACUCAACGUAUGCGUUAUUUUGGACACAAACAUGCAUCAACGUAUGGGACAUCAGCACAAGUUCUCCUAUUCUAGGCCGUGCUGUCAUGACUGAAAGCAAUUGUGUUCUGGCUGCGGUCACGAAGAUGCAUCUAGCAUAUAUCAUUGGGACCCGAGAUCAAAAACUGACAUUACGCAUUGUAAAUCUUAUUUCAGCAUCAGCAACCCCGAUAGAGUACCGAAUGCCAUCAUCACCUUGGUGCCACAGCUUAGCAAUUUGUCCCAGGGAAAAUUACGUUGUAGUCGGUUUUGAUAAUGCAAUUGUCCGGUUCUAUAACACUUCAAGGUCUGAAGAGCCCCGAGAGGACCGGCUUCACAUCCGAUCAUCGCACAGAGACUGCAGAGCGUGUCCACCAGUCAACACACUAUCCUUCUCCAACGAUGGACUAAAUCUACUCGCAAGCACGAGAAGUGCCAAAAACGGCAUCAUCCAAGUUUAUUCUUGGCGGUUCCCAUUCGAAGAGUUUGGGGAAUUGGCCAAUUGCAGAUACCACGUCCCAUUACAUGAAUCUGAAGAUGGUGGAGUGUCAACCGUCACCUUUCGAUCUGGGAAUGGAGGCGAAGAGAACUUGAUGUGCGUGACUACUUGGACACAAUCAGGAAUUCCAGUGUUGUUCCAGCCUUCGGAUGGUCAUCGUAGCGAUAUUCGAACAGAUUCAACAACCCAUCAGGGCAAACUUGGAAGUCGGAUCCAAUGUGCAGCAUUUUCUCCAACUGGUAGAGAGCUGGCUAUGGUUAAUGACAAGGGACAUCUCUACCACAUCACGAAUCUCAACUCAAGCCCAAUCGAAGUCAAAAGAAUUGCAAUAUCCAAGGAACUCACAACAAAGUCAGACUGGUAUGCGAUGACUUACAUGUCACUACCGGACGAGGAGGCUAUUGUGCUCGUAUGGGCCGAUGCAUCGAAAGCUGUUGCAUACGUGAGGAAGGUACCCGUAAAGUACAAUACACUUGAUACGCCAGUACCAAUGACACCAUUGACAGGCGGCUUUCCAGGACCUCGUUAUGAACUGCCAAGUGAGGGACGAGAGAUUCCGAAACCUCCAGUUGAGCUAAGUGUCGACGAGAUUCUGCCCUUGAAAAUAUCAAAGGAGAAAGAGAAAGCAUGA
This is a messenger RNA of Mollisia scopiformis, 3207 nucleotides long. RefSeq lists its product as uncharacterized. The record is from RefSeq and is a predicted model, not a curated record. Gene Ontology annotation, molecular function: protein binding. Bases 1 to 3207 code for a protein of 1068 amino acids. The transcript is spliced from 6 exons. NCBI's taxonomy places the organism in Eukaryota, Fungi, Ascomycota, Leotiomycetes, Helotiales, Mollisiaceae.